AUGAUGGGUGAAGACAUCAAGAGGUUCAAGCUGAGAGAAGAAAAGCAUACAGUUGCUGAGAUUGAGCUGAUGGCCUGGUCACCAACAAUGGAUCUCUUAGCUCUGGCUAAUGUUAAUGGCGAGGUUCUUGUCAACAGGCUUUCCUGGCAAAGAGUUUGGUCAUUAUCUCCACCUUCAGAAGGGGAGAAAAUAUGUGGACUUGCAUGGCGACCAGAUGGAAAAGUGAUUGCUGUAGGCUAUUCAUCUGGUGUUGUGAGGAUAUGUGAUGUGGAAAAGGGUGACUUGGUCUACGUGGGCAGUGUCAGAGGAAGUGUCACAUCAUUGGAAUGGGUGGAGCAGUCAGAGCACAUGAACCAAGGCCCAGAACACUAUGCAGAAGAUAACUCAUCAGAUUAUUUACCUGUAUCACAGCAGCUCACUUCCCUGUACAGUGAAAGUUCUGUAACAAAAGAUCAGUCGCUGAAUUUGCUGAUUGUUGGCACUGAUUUAUGUGAAGUGAACAUAUUUUCCUUAUGGAGCAUUCCCCACCUGUGUCAUAGAUUUGUCCUCUGA
Molecule: messenger RNA, 552 nt
Organism: Candidula unifasciata
Lineage: Eukaryota; Metazoa; Mollusca; Gastropoda; Stylommatophora; Geomitridae
Source: the annotation of a GenBank genome assembly